AUGGUAUCAAAGCAUCCUGUAUUGAGUAUGAGACCACCAAUAUAUGUUCCUGCCUCGGGAGCCAUCACUCCACCCGAAGAUUCGAUAGGGUCGAGAGACCCAUCGGAGGAAACAUUCGAUAAAGGGCCCCCUAGUAUUUCGAGUGACAAGGAGAAUUCAAUCGAUGAAAUUUGGCAACAAGUGGCGGAUCAAUGCCACUGCUCCCUGGAUGAGAUUGAAGAUGUAUAUGCAUGCACCGCCCUCCAGGAAGCAAUGAUAGCCCUCACUUUCAAAGACCCAAGAGCAUAUACCAUCGAACACGAAUACCGUCUGCCACGAGAGGUUGACCAUCAUAAGCUGCAAGGGGCCUGGAUUCAGACGGCCCAAGCCAACCCGAUAUUGAGGACUCGUAUGAUUCCAACCAGUCAGCACGGUUGUGUACAGGCAGUGGUGCGAGGAUCAAUUCCAUGGCAGGUCCAGGAGACCGACGACGGCAUAAAUGGUGAGAUUACCAGCCCUUCUUGGCGAGCAGGCGCUCCACUGGCGUAUUUCAUCUUCAAUGUCACCGAAAAUAAGCUGAAAAUGAUAAUCCAUCAUUCUAUCUGCGACCACUGGUCUAUUGCAUUGUUGUUGCGCCAAGCUGCCGCCGCCUACAGAGGCGAAGAACUGUCUUUCCAUCCCUUUCGGCCUCUAGUGGACCAUGUACAGGGGACCCAAGAUAGAUCCAAUGCUUUCUGGAAAUCCAAGUUUGGUGAUGCACAUGAGGCCUCCAUGGGGACAUUUCCUCAACUACCCACAGUGGGUCAUGCUGCCAGACCAACUGAGCGGCUAGAAAGGUCCUUUAGCAUUGAAUCUGGCAAAGGUUCCUCAAGCACUGUUGGCACCAAAAUUCGAUUAGCAUGGGCGAUCCUACAAUCAGUCUAUACUGGCUCUGAUGACAUAUUAUUUGGAGCAGUAAACGCGGGUCGUGCAGUGUCCGUUGCAGGUGUGCAGGACUUAAGCGGACCUGCACUUGCUAGCGUGCCCGUGCGUAUCAAGCUGUGCGGGCAGAAUACCGUCGCAGAUACCUUGGUUGCAAUACAGGAUGAAUGGGCAACAUCCAUGGAGUUCGAGCAUGUGGGAUUGCAAAAUCUGCUUCGCCUUGGUCCUGGUCCAGCAGCAGCGUGUCAUUUUCAAACCCUGCUCUCGGUCGAGCCCAGAGAUGGCCAUCAACUUCCCGACUUAUUCUCCCAGAGUCGAUCAACCCAAUUGACGUACGACAUGUAUCCUUUGAUCCUACGAUAUCGCCCCUCGACUACGAUGAUGUCAAUUGAGGCUUCUUUUGACCCGGCAGCAACAGAACCAUGCCAAAUGGAGCGAAUUCUCUCCCAACUCAUUCAUAUCUACGAGCAGGUCGACACUAAGCCGGGCCUUGCACUUUCCGAUAUUAGUGUCGUGAGCCCCGAAAAUUUGAGCAUUCUCCGCCGCCAGAAUAUUUUGACAAAGCACUCUGAGAUAAUGCCAUGUGUUCAUUCAUUAAUUGAAAGACGCACGCGAAAACAACCUGACGCCAUGGCUAUCAGUAGCUGGGAUGGCAACUAUUCAUAUCUAGCCCUCGAUGAAUUGUCGUCCGCAUUGGCCGACCAUCUUUCUCGACAUCUUGUUGGCUCUCAAUCAUUUGUACCUCUUCUCUUGGGAAAGACUAAGUGGAUGGCGGUCGCCAUGCUUGCUGUGAUGAAGGCUGGUUCUGCUUUUGUGCUGCUAGACCCAUCACACCCACAGUCCCGAUUGCAGAAUAUGUGUGAAGCUGUUAAAGCUCCCCUAGUAUUGACUUGCGGUUUGCAUAUUGAGCUAGCGGCCCAGCUUGGAGUUCAAGUAUUGCUAAACCUGGAUGAUUUUGACUCGGAGCAACCGCAUUGCAGUAGCUCAUCUCGGAAAUCUUCUGUUGGCUCACAGGAUCCCGUCUAUCUGACAUUUACCUCUGGAUCCACGGGAACCCCCAAAGGUGUAAUUGUUCAUCACGAAGGCUUUGCUUCAAGUGCUAUGGCUCAUGGCAAGCCAUACCACUUCACACCAGAGUCGCGUGUGCUACAAUUUGCAUCUCCAGCAUUUGAUUCUUGCAUUAUCGAACAUAUCAGUACUCUAAUUCAUGGAGGCUGUGUUUGCAUCCCAUCAAUGGAUGGCUGUCGCAGUCAUCUGGUGGAAUCUAUGAACCGCUUUGCAGUGACCGUUGCAUGCCUGACACCCAGUGUCACCCGGAUCAUUAACCCAGAUAGUGUUAAGUCCUUGAAGGUUUUGAUGUUUGUCGGAGAGGCAGUUUUGGCUAGCGACGUUGUCCGCUGGGAGCCUUUUGUACACGUUGGAAAUGCGUACGGCCCAGCGGAGUGCUCAGCAGUGUUCAGUGUACAACCAAAUCUCAAGAGCAAUGAUCCAGCGAAUAUAGGAUAUAGCACGGGGGGAUCUGGAUGGGUUGUUCAUCCGGAAGAUCAUCGGGUGCUCAUGCCACUUGGAUGCACUGGAGAACUAUUGAUAGAAGGACCAAUUGUUGGCAAGGGUUAUCUAUCCUUGCCCGAGCAGACAGCUCGGGUUUUCGUUGAACCACCUCCCUGGCGCCUGCAAUUUGGCUCCGUUCCAUCCAGAAAAUUAUACACAAGCGGAGAUUUGGUGCAAGCUACCGGGGAUGGUAGUUUCCGAUACUUUGGACGGAAAGACACUCAGGUCAAGCUACACGGACAACGUUUAGAACUGGCAGACAUUGAGUACCAUCUUCACAAAGCAUUUCCGAAAUCCCACCAGACCCUUGCAGACGUCCUCCGGUCAUCUUCCCAGAAUGGCACCAAUGAUCGUCGACCAGACGCUCUACUCAUAGCAUUUAUAUGUCUCCCUGCAUCUCCUCCAAAAGACGGCGUCAAUCAUCAAGCCGAGUUUCUUCCUCCAAACGAUGAGUUUCGUGAAGCCUGCACUGCGGCAGAGGCUAGCAUGUCGGAUGUUCUACCAUCUUUCAUGAUUCCACGGUUUUAUCUACCCCUCUCCCAUAUACCUCUGACGCCUUCUGGGAAGACCAAUCGACGUUACAUCCAGGAGCAGGCCAAUAAGCUAUCCUUGGAGCAGAUGCAGGCUUAUCGAGCUGUGAAAACGCAGCCGGAGGCGCCAUUAUCUUCUCGCGAGGAAAAGCUUCAACAGAUCUGGGCAAAGACACUAAAUCGAACUGUUGAAGAAAUCGGCACUACAGAAAGCUUCUUUCGUCUAGGAGGUGAUUCUGUCAGCGCGAUGCAAGUCGCCGCAGGUUGCCGUACCGUCGGACUGAAAGUAGCGGUUGCUGAUAUAUUUCGUUUUCCAACCAUCAGGCAACUGGCAGAAAGGAUCCAAGAUUCCGGGUCCCUCUCUUUCACCUCGGCCGGGGAGGACGAGCAGACGGAGGUGUGGUUUGAACUUUCCCCAAUCCAAAGGCUCUUCUUUGAGCGAGUGCCCAAUGGUCACAACAAGUUUACUCUCGAGUUCAUUCUCCGGCUCGGUAAGCCUCUUCCACCUCCUGAGAUAAAACGAGCGAUUGAGAAGAUUGUCGCCACUCACUCAAUGCUCCGCGCCCGUUUUGAACGACGAUCGGAUGGUCAAUGGGGACAGAUUAUUAGUCCUGAUGUGUCUAGAAGCCUUCGGUUUAGAGAGCAUCGGGUGUCAUCUAUGAAUGACCGUAAAGCCUUACAGACGAUUCUAUCAACCAGCCAGAACACGCUGGAUAUCGUCCAAGGAGUGAUGAUUGUUGUUGACGUUAUUAUCACAAACGCGGGGGAGCAGUUUUUGGGUCUGAUGGCCCAUCAUCUUGUGAUUGACCUAGUGUCAUGGCGCAUCAUUCUGCAAGACCUUGAAGAUAUCCUCAGCACCGGCCGUACAAUACAGCCUCUCUCCAUAUCAUUCCAACAAUGGUGCCGGUUGCAAAGAAACUAUACCAGAGAGUCUCUUGAUCCUAGCAAAACGCUGAAGACGGAAAUUCCACGUCCCUCAAUGAACUACUGGGGCUCAGAGGCUAUCCUAGGUGCGAAUACUUGGGCGGAUGCAAUACGACGAAACAUCACGGUAUCGAAGGAAACAACCGACGCAAUAAUUGGUGCUGCGAAUGGCGCGUUUCACACCCAGCCAGUGGAAAUUAUUCAGGCAGCAGUACUCUAUGCCUUUGUUCAGGCAUUCGACAAUCGAUCUGCACCUACCAUGUUCAGCGAAGGGCAUGGGAGAGAGCCAUGGGAUGCUGAUAUUGAUAUAUCUCGCACGGUUGGAUGGUUCACCACUAUUUCACCUUUGUUUUUGGAUGUUAAGAAAGAAGACAGCGUCAGGAGGAUCUUGCAGUUGACAAAAGCCGGUCGCCGCAGCAUAUCCACCAACGGAUGGGCAUAUUUUGCAUCGCGAUUCCUCCAUCCCAAGGGACCGAACGAAUUCCAGGGUCAUUCCCCAAUGGAGAUUCUUUUCAACUAUACCGGCCUUUUCCAACAAUUUGAGCGACCAGGCGCCCUUCUCCAGAUGACGUCGGUCCAAGAUGAAUCCCUUCUCCCCAUGGCAGCUGAUUUGCCGCGCAUGGCUCUCAUUGAUGUGAAUGCGACUGUCAUGAACGGCUCUCUUAACUUGUCCUUUAUCUAUAACCGAAGAUUAAGGCAUCAGGACCGACUAGAUCAAUGGAUCAGUAAUUGCCUACAAACCCUUGAGGAACUUCCCAUAGAGCUGCAACAGGAACAGCGACUCAGCGCUGUCGAUUUUCCGUUGCUAUCACUUGCAAGCGAGGAGCAGCUUCACAAGCUACUCCAUCAGGUCUCUGGUCGAUUCGAUGUGUCUCCGUCUGGGAUCCAGGAUAUGUUCCCUUGCUCGCCCAUUCAACUUGGCAUGUGGUUGAGCCAAUUAAGAAACCCUCAAGUAUACUGGUCGCAUAUCCGGUGGUCUCUAUAUCCAAAAUCUGCGGACCCAAUAAAUAUCAAUGAGAUCAGGCAAGCAUGGCAGCAGGUUGUUGACCGUCAACCCAUCCUGCGCACUGUCUUCACCGAUGGCGUCACAGGGCAUGGUCAUCCAGUCCAAGUAGUUCUGAGAACGUCCGAGGCAAACAUUAAGACAAUUUCCGAAUCCGAAUUGCAUGCAGAAGGUCAAGUUACUUCUCUUUCGGAUGAGUUCCUGCUCAAUCCAACAUCCUCAAAUGAGAAGGGUCGCCCGCCCCAUCAGCUUACCGUCGCAAUUGGGCCUGAUGGUGGAGCAUACUGCCAGCUGGCUAUCCACCACAUUCUUGUCGACGGUAUCACAGAGCAAAGAUUAUUGUCAGAAUUCUACCAAGCAUGCAAUGGGAAACUGGACGCAGGGUCUGCGGGCUGCUAUAGCAGGUACCUAGGGUAUCUGCAAACUCGGGAAAAUGAGGCCUCGGAACUCUACUGGAAGCAAUAUUUGACUGGUGUUCAUACAUGUCUCUUUCCAUCUAUUGGAUUGAAAGAGCAUAGGCCAAACAAAAGCUCUCUACAAUUGUUACCAUUCUCCAUGAACAUUGGACGAGAUCUCCGCUCAUUCUGCCAGCAUCAUGGUAUCACGAUUUCCAGUUUGCUCCAAGUUGCUUGGGGUAUUGUCCUCCGUGUAUACACAGGAAGCGAGUCUGUAUGCUUCGGGUAUUUGAAUGCUUGCCGUGAUAUCCCAGUGCAAGAUUCGCACAAUAUCUCUGGACCUUUGAUCAAUCUUUUGAUUUGUCGCCUACAUUUAUCUGACGAAUCAUCGGUUCUGUCAACGCUUGCCGGAAACCAUGCGGCCUACGCCCAAAGCCUUGAUCACCAACAUUGCUCUUUAGCAGAGGUCAUGCAUUCUUUGAAUCUCUCCGGUCAAUCUUUGUUUAAUACCGCGAUGUCAUUACAAAAGGACCCAGGAAUCAUAUUCUCUGAUCAGUCCGAAAAAAUCAAGUUGCAACCAGAGGACGGGAUUGACUCAACUGAGUAUGACCUGACUAUCAAUAUCACGGCGCGUGAGGAGACCAUCGAUGGUGAUUUGACAUACUGGCCGCACACUGUGGCUGAAGUUCAGGCUGAAUUGGUUGCCGACACCUUUCGUCAUAUCGUUCUGCAGCUUAUUGAUCCCGCAAUCGUCAAUCUAAGCGACAUAAAUCUGUCAAUGGGGAAGAACGAGAGUCGGAUGCUUUGUUUCAAUUACAACCUACCUCAAGCUGUGCGAUCUUGUAUUCACACUGACAUACAACGAAUGACGAAGGCGCAACCCACAUCCCCUGCAGUCGAUGCCUGGGAUGGCCAGUUCACAUAUGAGACUCUCGACUUUCUCUCAUCGCUAUUAGCUAAAGAGCUGGCUUUGCUUGGUAUAGGUCCCGAGGUCUUUGUACCAGUAUGCCGUGAGAGAUCCCGAUGGACAGUAGUCGCCAUAAUCGCGAUUAUGAAGGCAGGUGGAGCAUUCAUCUUGCUUGAUCCGUCGCAUCCAGCAGAGAGACUACAAGAUAUGGUACAAGUGGACUUCCAGUGUCCAGUCAUUAUUACCUCAACAAGAUACUUUGAGCUCGCAGCCAAUUUAGCGCCAAACCCAAUCAUCGCCGAGGACCUGAGCCAAAUAUUGCAUUCGGGAAUUCAAAAAGACAUUAUCCCAUUGGCAGCUAGUCCAAAGUCUUCCGCAUAUGCUGUUUUUACGUCCGGGUCGACAGGUAGGCCAAAGGCAAGCCUCAUUGAGCACCAGUCUUUCCUGUCAGCAUCAGCUGCACAUACCCAGGUCCUUCGUCUUGAUAAAAAGGCCAGGGUCAUCCAAUUUGCCUCCUAUGCUUUUGAUGCUAGUAUUAUUGAAAUGAUCGACACGCUUUUGGUCGGUGGUUGUAUCUGUAUUCCCUCCGAUCAAGACCGAAACCAACGGCUGAGUCAUGCAAUCCAUGAUAUGAAAGUGAACUGGGCGUUGCUGACCCCUUCUGUGGCACGCAUCCUAAAUCCGCAGCAAGUUCCGACGUUGGAAACACUUGUGCUCGGUGGGGAGGGCAUGACUAGGGACGAUGUUCGUCAUUGGUCCCCGUAUGUACGCUUAAUGAAUGCCUACGGUCCUUCAGAAUGCUCUGUCAUCGCCACAGCCCAGUCAUCACCGCAAUAUCUCGCCCAAGAUGAAUCGAAUAUUGGAAACCCUGUUGGUUGUGUCGCAUGGGUAGCACAUCCAAACAGACCAGAGAGUCUCUUACCUAUAGGCGCUAUCGGAGAACUGCUCAUCGAGGGUCCUAUUGUUGGUCGCGGUUACGUUAAUCGUCCCGAGGCCAUGACAGCAGCAUUUGUUCCAUAUCCGACUUGGUUAUGCAAGCUCCGUAGCUCCCGAAGGGGCUUCUUGUACAGAACAGGGGAUCUUGUGAGGCGUCUUGUGGAUGGCUCUAUACAAUACAUCGGACGAAAAGACCGUCAAGUAAAGUUACGUGGACAGCGUAUUGAACUUCCUGAAGUUGAGCACCAUGUUCAGCAGUGCUUCCCUAUCAACGACCCCGAAGUCUUUGCAGAUAUGAUCGCACCAAAAGAUACCAAUGAUGCCUAUUUAGUAGCCUCCAUUGUUCAACCAGGAGACAGCGACAAUAUUCAAACCUUUGAAGCGGCCGUGGAGCAAAUGCAAUCACAUCUUCGGGCAAAUGUUCCAGCUCCUCUUAUCCCGUCGGCAUUCGUUCCUGUAUAUCAGGUACCACGAUUAGUGAAUGGAAAGAUUGACCGGGAAAAAGUGCGGGAUGCAGCAUCUCAAGCGCUACGGGUGCAGAUUGGUCAAGACGCGACCAGCCAUCGCCUACGAAAUUUCAGAGAAAUGACAAGUCGGGAGCGCAAGUUGCAAAAUUGUUGGGCUGAAGUGCUGGCUCGUCCUGUAGAGACAGUCGGACCUGAUGACAACUUCUUCCGCUUGGGCGGAGACUCGAUCGCAGCAAUGAGGUUGGCUGCCACGGCUGGCGAGAAAGGCAUUCAACUAGGUGUCUCAGAUAUUUUCCUACAUCCUAAGCUUAGCGACCUUGCACUGAAUUGCUCAAUUCCAGAGCCGAAGGAACCUCCAAAGUCCAAACCAAAAGAAAUGGGUGAUUCCGUGCCCCCGUUCUCAAUGCUCCCGGAAAAUUGCAUAGAAGAACUGAAAGCACAUGCAAUGGAACAAUGUAACCUCCCGAUAGAGAAAAUCGCGGACAUAUACCCCUGCACCGCAUUGCAGGCUGGUAUGGUAGCUUUAACGGCGGAGCGUCCCGGAUCAUAUAUCGCACACCAUCGUUUCCGACUAGGGCCGGAUAUUGAUCUGUCUUUAUUGAAAACUGCUUGGGAGAUAGUAGCAAAACACAACGGAAUUCUGCACACUCGAUUCAUUCAGUCGGAGUUUGGCUUCAUGCAAGUCCUGUUAAAGGACAGUGAGCUCCACUGGAUCUUGCCGGGUAUGAAAGAGAAAAGGUUACAAUGGAACAACCUUCUGGGCCAGCCACUGGUGCAGUUUGAAGUUGUCCCGGUGGUGAGCGAGGAUUUCAAUAUAGCUGGGCGAUCCGACCUAGUUAUUACCAUUCAUCAUGCUCUGUAUGACUCUUGGUCACUGCCUCUGCUUGUGCACCGUGCCCGAGAAGCCUACCAAGGUCAGGUAAUGGUGCCCUCCGAAAUGACUCCAUUCAAAGAAUUCAUCAAAUAUUCUAUGUCCCAACAAAAGGAUGCGCUUGAAUACUGGCGCCGUGAAUUCCACGGACUUACUGCCGAGCCAUUUCCCACACUUCCUUCCACAUCAUAUCGGCCUCGGGCUUCAGAACAAACGGUACGAACAAUUGAAACUGGCCCAGUGGUGGAUGGAUGCGUCAGUCGAACCACCGCCAUCCGUUUCGCGUGGGCGCUUGUUCAGUCUCAUUACCAGAGCAAUGAUGAUGUGGUAUUUGGCAUUGUGUCCCCUGGUCGAACAGCAUUGGUCAAUGGCAUUGAGGGCAUGGCUGGUCCAACAAUUGCUACGCUUCCUUUGCGCGUGCAAAUCGAUGAUAAUGCGAGCGUCUCACAAGCCCUCAGAAAUUUGCAAGAGCGGACAGUACAGCUGAUUCCAUUCGAACAAGUUGGACUACCUGAAAUUUCUGCCAUAGGGCCGGAGGCCAAGCAGGCCUGUUCGUUCCAAACCCUACUUGUGGAAGGGAGAGGAGAGGUUGAAAACUUGGGUACUGGCAAUAAUCAUCCUAUGGAACCCAUAGGAACAUCAUCGGGGGAUGCUGCAUCAAAUACAUACGCCAUCCAACUAGCCGUUAUGCUCAAGCCAAAUGAGGUAACCGUUGCAGUUUCCAACGAUGACCUUGUCAUUCCAACAUGGCAAGUUGAACGCAUGCUAGACCAAUUCAGCCACAACUUGCAGCAGGUGCACCAGUAUCCUGAAAAGCCAGUGCACGAAAUUGCUACACUGAAUGAAAAAGGUAUCCAGCAGCUACAAGCCUGGAACGCUGGAUUCCCGGCACGACGUUCGGAGUCGGUCACUGAUGUAAUUUCUCGGCAUUGUGAGAGGCAACCAUUGAGUCUAGCCGUCUCAUCAUCCGAGUUCAGCCUAUCAUAUGAAGAACUAGACCUUCUUUCUUCCAACAUCGCUUGCUUUUUGCGUCUGCAGGGAGUGUCAUCAGAGGUCUUCGUUCCAAUAUACUUUGAUCGGUCAUGCUGGACUGUGGUAGCAAUUUUAUCCGUGCUUAAGGCAGGGGGCGCCUUUGUCCUUCUAGACACCUCGCAUCCACAAGAACGGCUUCGGAGUAUCUGCGAAGAAGUAAAGCCUCCUUUUAUACUUACAUCUCCCGAGCAUCGUCAUGAAGCAGAGGCGCUGUUCCACGAGGUUGUGAUCAUGCCUCGGAGCAUCUCCGAGUGUGCACCGAUGCCAAACCAUAAGACCACUCGGUUGGGAACAGAGCGUGCUCUUUAUGCUGUAUUCACUUCUGGUUCAACCGGCAAACCCAAGGGUGUUGUGAUUGAGGAUGGUUCCUUUAUGACAAUGACAAAAGAAGUUUCUCGUCUUAUGGGUAUUGGCCCAGGUGACCGCGUCCUGAACUUCUCUUCCUAUGCUUUUGACGUUAGUAUUUUGGAAAUACUCGGUCCACUGCUUGUGGGUGCUUGUGUCUGCGUUCUGACGCAGCCUGAGCGUAGAGGCCGGCUAACUGAGGCAUUGCAAGUGCUACAACCGUCGCAUGCCCACUUAACCCCCAGUGUAUUACGCGCGAUGAUGCCAAGCGAGCUGGGGUCGCUCCGAACAAUCAUGCUUGGUGGAGAACCCCUCCGGUCAAGCGACAUUAAGCAGUGGGUGCCGAAUGCACAGAUCGUGCCAGUUUACGGUCCAGCAGAAUGCACGGUCGUGUUUACCGUGCAGUCUCCAAUCGACUCUAACUCGCAGGGUGGGAAUAUCGGAAAGCCGAUUGCAGGCGCCUGCUGGGUGGCCGAUCCACGAAAUCCUCAACGAAUCGCUCCCAUUGGUGCUGUGGGCGAGCUUCUUCUUCAGGGGCCUCUUGUAGGUCGCGGAUAUUUGAACCGUCCGGACCAAACAGCUGCAAACUUUAUCUCAUGCCCAACAUGGAUGCAACGUUUCGGCUUCACCGGUGGUCAAAAGGAAGGUCGGGUGUAUCGAACAGGCGACCUUGUUCGUUAUGAGAAGGAUGGAUCUCUCUCAUUUAUAGGAAGAAAAGACCUUCAGGUCAAGCUACGAGGCCAGCGUUUUGAGCUUGCAGAAGUUGAGGAGCGACUGCAGGAGGUCUGGCCUGAAGAUCUAACGGACAUCACGGCUGAGAUUGUGACCCCGAUGUCUUCGACGAGCUCCAAAUGCUUGGUUGUCUUUGUCGCUUCAAAGGCGGCUGAGACGGCUUCACUAGUAUCCAGCUCAGCGAUCCCUUCCCUGGAAAUUGUUUCCCCGACCAACUUCGCGGCCCAAAUAUCAAAUGUGAAACGCCACCUCAGUGAUAUCCUUCCAGAUUAUAUGGUACCGUCUGCUUUUGUGCCACUGCGGUGGAUACCCCACACACCCAGUGGCAAAGUUGACCGAAAGCGGUUGAGAGAGUCGGCGUCAAACGCAACACGAGUGCAGCUGGAGUCUUUGUUCGCUGAAGCCCCUUCAGAUAAGCGAGUGCCCGCCACGGGGAUGGAGAGGGAUUUGCAGCACAUCUGGGCACAAGUACUCAAUAUUGCAGCCGACGAGAUUGGCGCUGAGGACAGCUUCUUCCGAUUGGGAGGUGACUCUAUCUCGGCUCUUAAAGUCGCAUCGAGGGCACGGGCAGCUGGGAUUGCGCAUUCAGUCGAGAGUUUGUUCCAGUGGAAAACACUAAUACGUGUUGCCAAACAUGCUACCGUCAUUAACUCUACCGAUAUCAUGGAUGGAAUACAGACUGCAAAUUCUUCCUUGUGGUCUCACAUACCCUACUCCCUGAUUACGGAUCACGAGCGUGAGGAAUUGUUUGCUUCGCACUUCUUACGGGGACAUUCGGUGGUUAAAGAUAAUGUGGAAGAUAUCAUCCCGGCGCUUCCAUUCCAAGUCUUCUACAUGACGCAUGCAUCGCCAGUCUCGAUGGCACAAAUAUUCCCUGUGGCCCUGGACAUUAAUAGACUGAAGACCGCGUGCAGGAACGUUGUUGCUCACCACAGCAUCUUACGCACAGUCUUUAUGGAGGCCAAUGGCCGAUUUCUCCAGGUGAUCCUCCGGGAAGUUCAGCCUGUGCUGAAUGUUGUUGAAUGCGAUGAUCCACAGGCAUAUGUUGGUCGAGAGUCCAAAGAAAAGGUUCCACCCUUCACAGCCCAGGGUGCAAUGCCAGUCAGCUUCACUCUCGUUACUAGUCCCAUCAAGCAGUGCUCUGCAUUGAUCCUUCGCAUAUCCCAUGCACAGUAUGAUGGGGCCUCUAUACCGUUGCUCUGGAAGGCAAUCACAAAAGCCUAUCAUAACGAGCCUCUACCACAGGCUGUGCAAUUCAAGGAUGUCGCCUACAAGCGGAUGGGCGAUCUGAACAAAGCAGAGGUUUCAUUCUGGCGACGAUACCUUCAAGGUGUUCCAUCUGCUGCUCUUGAUCCUCUUCGUCAAACUGGAAAGGCACGUAUUUCGGACAAUGACAUAGUUGAAAAGCGCCAAACAUCAAUGCCCUCCCUCCCACCUGACAUGACCAUUUCAACACUGGUGAAAGCAGCUUUCUCGUGGAUCCUGUUUGAGAAAACCUCACAACCUGAUAUUAUCUUAGGUCAGGUUGUUCACGGACGUGGAAGUUCCUUUUUGGACGCAAAUACAGCCAUUGGGCCCUGCUUGAAUCACUUGCCCGUUCGAAUCAGGAUUGAACCAGACUGGACGGUGGAGGAUUUCUUGCAUCAUGUUCAGGUACAGCAACUGGAAAUCACUGCCCAUGACGAGGCAUCCUUUGAUUCUAUCACAGAAUCCUGCACAGGGUGGCAGCCUGGCUCAAAAAUGGCCUGCCUUGUUCACCAUCAGAGUGAAGAAGCCACGGAGCCCUUCGAAAUGGAUGGCGUUCGCUCAUCGUCUGCCUGCGAUUGGGCCAGCUCCAAGUUGGCGCACGGCCAGUUGGGUAUCAUCUCCGUUGAACACGGAUCUCAGCUCGAGCUCAUGAUAACAGCCACUGAGGAGACGAUGGAUCAACGAAGCGUUGAGUUCCUGUUGGAGAAGCUGAUUGCUACCAUUCAGUUGUUCUCGAAGUUUACCCAGUGCCGGUUAGCAAGGAUACCUAGCAGGAUUCACAUAUGA
Penicillium vulpinum is the source of this 12627-nucleotide messenger RNA. Its product is annotated as AMP-dependent synthetase/ligase. Gene Ontology annotation, cellular component: cytoplasm. The transcript is spliced from 2 exons. Gene Ontology annotation, molecular function: catalytic activity; phosphopantetheine binding. The record is from RefSeq and is a predicted model, not a curated record. Bases 1 to 12627 code for a protein of 4208 amino acids. Lineage: Eukaryota; Fungi; Ascomycota; Eurotiomycetes; Eurotiales; Aspergillaceae. Gene Ontology annotation, biological process: amino acid activation for nonribosomal peptide biosynthetic process; secondary metabolite biosynthetic process.